AUGUUCUUUCACGUCUUGAUUCUCUUCAUUCCACUGACAAAUGCAAUCACAAGUUGUGACAAUCUCCAGCAAAUUUUCUGCGAGAGCAUGAUCCAGGGAUACGAAGAGGAAAUGGCCAAGUGGAAAUACUCAAAUAAAACUGUCAUCAACAAAUCAUCCGAUUGGGAAAUGAAACUGAGAGAAUCAACUUACGAAAACACCAAAGAGAUUCUUGAGGCAAAGUGUGGAAAAGAGUUUGUAGAGGAAAACGAUUUGAGAAAUCUUGAUGGGCUUUGGAGUGCCCAAUAUGAACGAACAAAAUCCUCCGAAAUUUACUGCAAUCAUCUCUCACUUGUGCUCUUUCAAACGAUGACCCAAGCUGUUUGGGAGACCUUCUAUGAAAAACAGAAUGAAAAUCCUCAAAAUAAAACUUCCAACGAAGGAGCUGACUUUCGAACGCCAAAUGCACAAGCCCUUGUGCUUCAGUUCAGAGGGAGAAUUUUUGAGAAAGCCACGAAUCAUUUGUUGGAAAAAUGUGGAAAAAAGAUAAUCGAAGCUAUCGACUCGUCAGGAAUAGAUCAAAAUGCAAUCUUCGAUAAAGUGCUUCACAAUAUGGAGAUUCGUUCGAAUCAUCAAAGGGAAACC
Messenger RNA from Mesorhabditis belari, 624 nucleotides. Lineage: Eukaryota; Metazoa; Nematoda; Chromadorea; Rhabditida; Rhabditidae. The record is from the annotation of a GenBank genome assembly.